CAGCAUCUUCGAUCUUGCGGGGCGAUUAACCCACUCCUUGGCUGUGUGUUCUGCAAUGAAGAGAUGUCUAGCGCUGGGAGUGUCUGUAGCCAUAUCGAGUCUGGCUCGUGCCGGGCUGCGUCUCAUCUGAAGCGGGAUGAGGUGUAUCGAUUUGUUCGCCUGAAGGAUCACGACGGUGUCAUAUCGAAGAACAUGCUGAACUGGGGCGGUACUGUGAAAUACACAGCCACGCAUGGGGCUUGGAAUGGAAGUGGAUAUCAAUGCAAUAUCUGCAUGCGACACUUCGAUCUUCUACAAGGAUUGAAUCAGCAUCUCAACAGACACCACCAAAGCAAGAUCUACCACUGCCCGAACGAACAGAAUAUGCUGAAGGCCAUUUCGGGAUCUUGCCGACGUCGUGAGCCACCUCGAAAGCGAGAAAUGAGACUUUAUCAAAUACCACAAAAUCGGAAGAAGUUGCCUGACAUCGUCCGUGGUAACAAGUGGAUUUCCUUUUAG
Messenger RNA from Lasiosphaeria miniovina, 498 nucleotides. RefSeq lists its product as uncharacterized. The transcript has 3 exons. The annotation marks the transcript as partial. Lineage: Eukaryota; Fungi; Ascomycota; Sordariomycetes; Sordariales; Lasiosphaeriaceae. The record is from RefSeq and is a predicted model, not a curated record.